Molecule: messenger RNA, 843 nt
Organism: Didymodactylos carnosus
Lineage: Eukaryota; Metazoa; Rotifera; Eurotatoria; Philodinida; Philodinidae
Source: the annotation of a GenBank genome assembly
AUGCUUGGUAGUACACAAAGUUCUACUUUGGAUGGUAUAAAUCAGUUAGAUGCAGAACCCGGAGGUUGUGUUGAUUUAAUUGUGUUAGGAAUUAACUAUCGUAGCACAGAAGACGUCGUUAGGAAUUAUUUUGCCCAAUUUGGUGAAUUAGUGUUUACUGAAAUAAAGCGUGAUAGUAAUGGGAAAUCACGUGGUUUCGGUUUUAUUCGUUUCAAAAAUUUGGAUUCCCAACUGAUGGUGUUGAAUAAACGGCAUCAUAUUGACGGAAGAGCAUGCGACGUAAAAAUACCCGACUCAAAAAAUCCGGCACACGAACCAGAAUGUGCUAGAAAAGUAUUUGUUGCACGAUUGCCAGAGAUGAUUAAUGCCGAUGAUUUAAAUAAUUAUUUUCAAAAUUACGGUGACGUUUGUGACGUUUAUAUCCCAAAACCUAACCGCAGCUUCGCUUUUGUCACAUUUACCGAUUCAGCUAUUGUUCCAAAAUUGUAUGGAGAACAUUUUAUUAAUGGGUGUAGUGUAAGUGUUGGACCAGCAGCACCAAAAUCGAAACAAAACGAAAACCAGUUCAAACGUCCGAAGCAAGAUUCUCUAAUACCAAACUCUCCUUUUAUUCCACCAAUGAACGUGUAUGGAGCACAUAAUUCAUAUCAAGACAAUAGAUCGCAAAACGAUUUAUUAACGAACAUGUUUAAUCCAGAUAUGGUGCAAGCAUUUUUAAAUCAAUUUUCUCACCAGUCAACGCAUCCAAAAUACGAUUGGCCGUUAGAUCAGACAUCUUAUAGUAGACAUUCAAAUAAUUAUGAGCAUAGUGAACAUUGGAAUCAACAAAAUUUUUAUGGUUAA